AUGUCUCAGCAAACAUCAGCACCGGAUAUCCAUGAUAAUCUUUUGACACUUACGACAUUGUUUCUUUAUUCUUUUAACGCCUCUAUGGUAUGUACUUGGUUACCACCUUUUAACAAUUUGAAAGAUGACACUUCGAAACCUCCUAUGGUGGUUUUUACGCCAUUUUUGGAUAGUUUACUUAAAAUUUUUCGUAAAGUGGCGUCGGAUGAUGUCGAAAAUACGGAUAAUGAAAAUAUGAUUACGAUGAUAUUAGAUAAACUUGGAUUUGAUGUGCCACUGGAGGUUUUGAUCCGAGAAUCAAAAGAUUUAGAGAAGAUCACAA
This is a messenger RNA of Racocetra fulgida, 322 nucleotides long. NCBI's taxonomy places the organism in Eukaryota, Fungi, Glomeromycota, Glomeromycetes, Diversisporales, Gigasporaceae. The record is from the annotation of a GenBank genome assembly.